AUGUCUUCUUUAUUAAAAUCAACACAUAUUGAUCGAGAUGAUUUUGAUGCUGAUCAUUAUGCAGAUUUUAUACGUGAUAGUCAUCGUUCUCGUAUAACACUUGAUCAACUUGAUAUUGCACGACGACAACAUCGAAAAAAAGAAAAACUUUUAUCACGUAUUCAUUAUUUAAAAAUGAAAGAACAUAUACGUGUUAAAAAUGAUUUCAUACGAAAAAUUGAACAAGAUAUACGUAUAUCAAAUUUACCUAGUGUUAAAGAAACAUUAAAAGCUCAACGACGACAAUAUUUAACACCAUCACCUCCACCAAUAUCAAAUGAUCAAUCACAAGAACUAACUAUGCCUACAAAACAUGAUAGAAAAUCUCAUCAAUUAGAUAAUCAUCCUAAAUCAUCAAAACAACCUGAUUCACCUCGAACAGAACGAUCAAAAGCUAAUCUUAAUAAAUUUAAUCAUAUGGAUUUAUUAUUAGGUUAG
Molecule: messenger RNA, 477 nt
Organism: Rotaria sordida
Lineage: Eukaryota; Metazoa; Rotifera; Eurotatoria; Philodinida; Philodinidae
Source: the annotation of a GenBank genome assembly